AUGGCCGCCAUUUCUGGAAGACCGGACGACCCCAAGCUCCACUUGACGCAGUCCGGGCACGCUACCCCCCGCACAGCUGCGCGCCCGGGCACUGUGCUCAACGAGUUCGUACCGGAUGUGAGGCCGGUCAUCGCCAUCGACUUCGAUGACGUUCUGUGCAAGACCAACCAUGCAGUCGCGGCAUGGCAUAACGAUGCUCAUGGUACGAAGAUGGCAUUGGAUGACUUCUAUUACUACUACUACUGGAUGAACCCAUACUGGGGCAACCCCGACGAGACGGUGCGCAAGGUCGAGGAAAUUUGGAAGUCGGACUACCUCGACCGCGCGGACCCCGUUGAGGGCGCGGCGGAAGGCCUCGCCGCACUCGCCGCGCGGGGGUUCCGGCUCGUGCUGGUCACCGCGCGGCAGCCCCGCGAGCUGGAGCGGAGCCUCGGCUGGCUGGACAAGCACAUGCCGGGUCUGAUCGACACGAUGAUCUGCACCGGGCAGUCGCAGGAGACGUUGGCGGACGAGAAGGAGCUGGUGACCAAGCUGUCGAAGGCGGAGGUGUGCCGUCGCCUCGGCGCGAAGCUCAUGGUCGACGACUCGGCGGAGAACGCGCUGAAGUGCGCCGUUGCGGACCCGCCGGUGCCCGUGGUGCUCUUCGGCGAGUACGAGUGGAACAAGCGGGUGGGACGGUACAGCGACGUCUCAAAAGAGACAAGCUUUGAGGACAGACUCGCGCGCGAGGGCGGGCGUGAGUUCUGGAAGGAGGAGAGCCUGGAGAAGGAGCUGCCGCCUGGCGCGCCGCUGUACCGCGUGAAGGACUGGGAGGCGUUGAUAGACUGGGUGGACAAGCAGCGCGAGGAGGGCAGGAUAUGA
This is a messenger RNA of Epithele typhae, 861 nucleotides long. RefSeq lists its product as uncharacterized. Gene Ontology annotation, molecular function: 5'-nucleotidase activity. NCBI's taxonomy places the organism in Eukaryota, Fungi, Basidiomycota, Agaricomycetes, Polyporales, Epitheliaceae. Bases 1 to 861 code for a protein of 286 amino acids. The record is from RefSeq and is a predicted model, not a curated record. The transcript has 5 exons. Gene Ontology annotation, biological process: deoxyribonucleotide catabolic process.